UUUUGUGUUGCCUAACUAAAAAGUAUACCCAAAAACUAUAAAAAAAAGAAAAACAAACGUUAGAAGUAAGGCUUGUUGCUAUUAAAAUAAUCAUAGAACAAUUUUACCAACUUCUACGGUCACGCAUUGUAAACUAAAUACCAAAAAAAAAAAAAAAAUGUUGAGGUUAUGUCUUCCAAAGAAGUUUAGGUAAACAACAAUGUCGAUUCUAGAAUAUUCCAAAAAAACCGCUCUAGUGCAAAGACCCCCCAGAUAUGCCCAUAAUUGUAAUCUGUGCCCGUACUUUACAACAUCAGGUUUUUUCAUGGUGAACCACGCCAAGCAACACUUGUCACCCCCAACCCCAUUUAACUGUCAAAACGAAAACACAAACGUGGAACUUUACCACUGCAAAGACUGCAAUUUUCAAACAGAAUUAACCCUUGUGUUCCAACAACACAUGAAAAAAUGGCACAGUGUUAAAGAAAUCGUACAAAGUCUACCCUCUGUCACCAAGUACGUUUGUGAACGGUGCCAGUUCGAAACCGGCUUUGUGGUAACGUGGCUUCAGCAUAAUUUGGAAUGUUCACGAAAAAAACACGUUAAAUGGUAUGUAUGUGAAACCUGUCACUACAAAACUCAGCGGCCUUCUCAUUUGAAAAAACACAUAAACGCCCGCCAUUUGAAAGACCACGACGUUAAAUGGCACGAGUGCGGAAAAUGUCCAUACAAAACUAAGUACAAAUGUAGCUUGAAACGUCACAUAAAUGCCUACCAUUUGGAAACGGGACAAAUUAAAUGGAACCAAUGUCAAUGUUGCCCAUACAAAGCCAAAAACAACUCCAGUUUGAAACAGCACGUAAAUAAACACCAUUUGACUGAAAGUGACAUGAAGUGGUUUGAGUGCAAAAAGUGUCCUUAUAAAACUAGAGACAGUUCUAAUUUAAAGAAGCACUUUGUUCAUCAUUUAAGUGAAGGGGAAAUUAAAUGGUUUGAGUGUAACAAGUGCCCAUUCAAAACAAUGAGGAAUACGGCGUUGAAAAAUCACAUAAAUGCGCGCCAUUUGGGUGAGGAGGACAUAACAUGGUACAAAUGUGACAAGUGCCCAUAUAAAGCUAAACAAAACGGAGUUUUGAAAAGACACGUAAUUUCGCGGCAUUUAGACGAACGGGAUAUUAAAUGGUAUGAAUGCACACAAUGUACAUACAGAGGAAAACAAAAUGUUCAUUUAAAGAAGCACAUAAUUACGCAUCAUUUGGAUCAGUUGUUGAAUGGUCACAUGCUUUCGCACUAAGUGGUUAUGCAACCAAUACUACACCAAAAUAAUUGAUUUAAUUAAUUAAUGUUCUUGUGUUUGAAUAUGUAAUUAAAAAUACAAAUAUAUAUGUAAGGACUUUUACAGAA
Molecule: messenger RNA, 1383 nt
Organism: Zophobas morio
Lineage: Eukaryota; Metazoa; Arthropoda; Insecta; Coleoptera; Tenebrionidae
Product: zinc finger Y-chromosomal protein-like
Exons: 2
Coding region: 200-1273 (357 amino acids)
Biological process (GO): regulation of transcription by RNA polymerase II
Molecular function (GO): DNA-binding transcription factor activity, RNA polymerase II-specific; RNA polymerase II transcription regulatory region sequence-specific DNA binding
Source: RefSeq, a predicted model, not a curated record